Messenger RNA from Racocetra fulgida, 1873 nucleotides. Lineage: Eukaryota; Fungi; Glomeromycota; Glomeromycetes; Diversisporales; Gigasporaceae. The record is from the annotation of a GenBank genome assembly.
AUGGACCGCCGAGAAAACGCCCAAGCUCUCGAUGGUGAACAGGUUUUUGAUGAUUCAAAGUCUAUGGCAUGGGGUGACCAGGAACAAAGUGAGCGGGCUAUACUUAUUACUCGCCCCCGUAGGUUUGGCAAAUCUACAAACCUUUCAAUGCUUUAUACUUUUUUCAAACCGGUGUCUGAACAAGAAAAAGAACAGAAGCUUGCUUUGUUUAAAGACCUCAAAGUUGCACAAUUCGAUUGGUUUAUGAAGUUGCACUUCGGCAAUUGGCCCGUUAUUUACGUUAGUUUCAAGUCUUGGGAAUCAAUGCUAAAUUCCAUCAAGGAAAAAAUAUCAGAUUUAUACAAAGAACAUCGUUAUAUUAUUGAUAACAAAAAGCUUCAUAUAGAUGAUGAACUCUUAUUUAAAAAUAUUAUUGACGAAACAAUUGACGAGUCACAUUUAAUAAACACUAUCUCCCGUCUAUCACGCUAUCUUCACGAAUACUUUGGUAAACAAACCAUUAUUCUCAUUGAUGAAUACGACUGGCCGAUGGAACAUGCAGGAAGUUUUUACAACGAAGCUGAUAUUUUUUUUAAAUCCAUGUACUCUAGCGUUGCGAAGGUCCUGUUCGUUGGACUGCUUCCUCUAGGCCAAGCAAGUUUCCUUUCUGGACUUAACAAUGUUGGGCAUUACCCAAUGCAUAUCUUACCUGGAAUACGUGGGCGUGCCCAUUUCUCAGACAUGUUUGGUUUCACGGAGAAAGAAGUUGAGUUCUUGCUAAGUAAAAGUGAUCUGAAAUUUGAACUCGAUAAUUUGCGCACUCAUUACAACGGAUAUCGAACUAGUACCAAUGAGCGUGUCUACAACCCUCACUCAAUUAUAUCCUCUUUGCAAAAAGGUAUUAUCGGGGACUACUGGACAAAUAGUGGUUCGACAGUCACGGUUAGGGAAUGUCUAAAAAAAUGUAGCCAAAAUAUUGAAGAAGAGCUCCAGAGUCUUUACUAUUCAUUUUAUUCGUUACAAGACGCCGAUAGAUAUGUUAAAGUGGAACUCAUACCACAUCUCCGAUACGACGUUCUCGUGAAUGAGCUAGAAAUAAACGCGAUCUAUACAUUACUAUGUUAUAGUGGCUAUUUGACCAUAAGUUACGAUGAACUUGAUGUGUCUACUGAAGUCAAACUUACUAUACCAAACAGAGAAGUUGCUAAACAAUGGAAGCAGUGGAUUAUCGAUUUCGUAGGCGUAGAUCGGCUAAAAGCGAAUGACAUAUUCAACUUGUUAUUCAAGAAAAAUAUUAAGGUGUUUUGCGAACAAUUUCCUGCUCUUUAUAUGGAAAUAAUCUCCUGUUUUGAUAUUGGUGAUUCUAAAAGAGCCAAAUCAUAUGAGGGUUGGUACCAUACAUUUGUCCUUGGAGCACUUGCAAUGUUUCAUGGUGAUGAUUACCAGGUCGUCUCCAAUCGUGAAACUGGGAAAGGUCGUCCUGAUGUCCGCAUCAUCCCAAUUAACCCAAAAUUUGAUACUUGUAUUAUUUUUGAGUUUAAGCUCGCUAAAUCGAAAGACCGUGAAGGAAUGAGAAAGCUCGCUAAGGAGGGGCUAAAACAAAUUAUUGAUAAGAACUAUCGGUCAAAUACUGCAAAUCAAACCAUUUCUAAUAUACAGGAUGCACUUUCUACGGAAGAGAUUUCGUCUACUUCAUCUGAUGCUUCAAAUUCUAAUAAUUCUAAUGAACUUAACGAUUUCUUAUAUGAGAAAAAUAAGGAAAGUAUUAGUAAUAUGAUAAGAGAAAGGAACCGGGAAAAGAAGAUUCAAGCCCAAGUUUCACACAAUGCUUCUUCGGUGCCAGCUGAUUCUCCUUGCAAUAAGAUUUUGGAUACUGAGGCAGAGGAAGAACCAU